This is a messenger RNA of Eutrema salsugineum, 1118 nucleotides long. RefSeq names its product oxygen-evolving enhancer protein 1, chloroplastic. NCBI's taxonomy places the organism in Eukaryota, Viridiplantae, Streptophyta, Magnoliopsida, Brassicales, Brassicaceae. Gene Ontology annotation, biological process: photosystem II stabilization; photosystem II assembly. The record is from RefSeq and is a predicted model, not a curated record. Gene Ontology annotation, molecular function: oxygen evolving activity. Gene Ontology annotation, cellular component: photosystem II oxygen evolving complex. The transcript has 3 exons. Bases 56 to 1033 code for a protein of 325 amino acids.
AGAGACGCAUCAGAGAGCUUUUUGUCUUCACAGCGAAGGAACUUUGCGGCGGACGAUGGUCGCUUCCUUACAAGCCGCCGUUACCACCGUGGCUCUUCCGUCUCGCGCCGCCGCAAAUCUCCGGCCUCCUUUUCAGUGUGUCUCUAAAUCCUUCGGCGUCGAGCAGGUGACGAGCCGUGUCUACUGCUCCCUCCACGACGAUCUUAAGAGCUUGGCUCUGAAAUGCGUUGAGACUACCAAGAUCGCCGGUCUUGCACUCGCCACCUCUGCUCUUGUCGUCUCGGGGGCAAAUGCGGAAGGAGUGCCAAAGAGGCUAACUUUCGACGAGAUACAGAGCAAGACUUACAUGGAAGUGAAAGGAACAGGAACCGCGAAUCAAUGUCCGACCAUUGAAGGUGGAUUGGAUUCAUUCGCCAUAAAGCCAGGCAAAUACUACGCCAAGAAAUUCUGCUUAGAGCCAACUUCAUUCACAGUCAAAGCAGAAGGAGUUAGCAAGAACUCCACGCCUGAUUUCCAAAACACAAAGCUCAUGACCCGUCUUACCUACACGCUCGACGAAAUCGAAGGCCCUUUUGAAGUAGCAUCCGAUGGAAAGGUGAAGUUUAUAGAGAAAGACGGCAUCGAUUACGCUGCAGUGACAGUGCAACUUCCAGGUGGUGAGCGUGUACCGUUCUUGUUUACUAUCAAGCAGCUCGUGGCCUCGGGUAAACCAGAGAGCUUUGGUGGAGAUUUCUUGGUGCCAUCUUAUAGAGGCUCAUCUUUCUUGGAUCCAAAAGGCCGUGGUGGCUCUACUGGAUAUGAUAAUGCAGUUGCAUUACCUGCUAGAGGAGACGAUGAAGAGUUAGCUAAGGAGAACAACAAGAACACUGCUGCUUCAGUUGGUAAGAUAACACUUAGUGUAACGAAGAGUAAUCCCGAGAGCGGUGAAGUGAUCGGUGUCUUCCAGAGCAUUCAGCCUUCGGAUACUGAUUUGGGUGCUAAGACUCCUAAGGAUGUUAAGAUCCAAGGAAUAUGGUAUGCCCAACUUGAAUAAUAAUACAUAGGAGAAUCUGUUUUUUUUUUUUUUUCUGUCUGUAAAUGUUAUGAUUACCCAAAAGAGUAUUUGAUUCCAGAUCAUA